AUGCCUAACGUAGCACGGUCGCAGAUGUUGGGAGUUCGUAUAAUCCAGGAUCCUCCAUUAGAGGUGAUGACUCUCUUACAAAGUGAUGUUGAGGGGCAGCCUAUUGAAGCCCUUGCUAUUCCAGCAGAUGAAUUGAAGGAAAUCACAGAUAAGGAUAACUUUGGUACAAAUUCUUUGAUUGGAGAAAGUUCAUACGGUCGAGUUUAUUAUAGACUCAAGACUGGACAGGCUUCAGCCAUAAAAGAAGUUAGAUGCCAUUUCAGCUCUAUAUCCAUUUGUGCGUGUAUUUUUAAGUUUCUAUGGUAGAACUUUGUCCAGUUGCUUGGUUACUGUAUUGAUGGGAGCUCCCGUAUACUUGCCCAUGAGUCAUCUAAUGGCUCAUUGCAUGAUAUUCUCCAUGGAAGAAAAGGUGUUGAGGGAGCUCAGCCAUGCCCUGUUCUGACAUGGGCACAAAGAGAAAAAAUUACCGUAGUAGCUGCAAAAGGGCUUGAGUACUUGCACGAGAAGGCUGAUCCUCGCAUCAUUCAUUGUGACGAUUGCAGAUGGCAGCUGUUUCUGCAUUGUGUGUGCAAUUUGAAGCUGAUUUUCGGCCAACUAUUAGCAUUGUUGUCAAAGCUCUUCAGCCUCUGUUAAAUGCUUGACCUGGACCUUCAGGUGAAACACCAAUCACCUCUCUCUCUCACACACACACACGCACGCACACACUCAUUUCCUCUCCCUUUCUAUCUCUCUGCGCCUGUGUGUGCGGAAGUGCACUCACUUUGAAGCAUUCAAAAUAUAUAAUGAGGGGACGAACUCUAGAAAGUGAUGACAAUUUGUUUAUUCAAAGUUCCAUAUGCAUGCAUUAUAUACUUUGUGUUCAAUUUGUUAAUAAUGCGUAAAUUUUUUUCUUUCUUUGCA
This is a messenger RNA of Gossypium raimondii (Peruvian cotton), 900 nucleotides long. Its product is annotated as probable receptor-like protein kinase At2g47060. The record is from RefSeq and is a predicted model, not a curated record. Gene Ontology annotation, molecular function: ATP binding; protein kinase activity. NCBI's taxonomy places the organism in Eukaryota, Viridiplantae, Streptophyta, Magnoliopsida, Malvales, Malvaceae. Gene Ontology annotation, biological process: protein phosphorylation.